AUGGCCUCGAUUCAAGAGCAAAGCACCAGCGCUCAUCUGCAUUCGCUUAAAGAAGGUGAAGCUACUAGUCGUCCCAACGAGACACUUCCUAAACAAAGAAGCAUCAUAGGGUCCCAUAUUCAACGUCCACCAUCUCAAACAACUUUAGGAAGAUCAAGGGCGGGAAGCAAUACAAUGAGUAAAGUUUCAGGUUUAGAUAUUGCUCGAAGACCAAGUGAGAAUUUAUUAUCAAACAUGAACUGUAACGGCAACGACAAUGAGGGAAAUAUGCUAAAUUCAUUCGUUAAUUCAGCCCUACCACCACCAAAAGUUAACCCUACUCAAACGAGACGUGAACGCCCCGCUUCCAAUAGCUCAAUCGGUACCAAAACUACUGAAGUAUUUUCCUCCACUUCUGCGUCCUCCUCCUUGGGAGAUACCAGUGAUGAGGGAGAAAACAGUGAUGUAGACAAAUCUAAAAUAAAUACUUUCCCCACCAUAUUGAUGGAAAAGGCCACUCAAGGUAUAUGUGCUAAUGGAAAUGGAAUAAGAAGGACAGGUAACCGCACCCUUGUGGAAGCAACCACGGACAGUGCCAAAGUGGCACUGCAAAAAAGCAUGUCUUUUGAUGAAACAGCCUCAGAGAGAACCAUAAAUAAAUCUAGACACUCUUAUCAGGAACAGUUCUCCUCAAAGAAGAACCAGACGUCUUUACUCAACAACAAACAAAGAUCACGUGCUAAAUCGCAAACGUGUCCCUCUACAGGCUAUAAAAACAAUAGCAUUUUGAAAACGUUUGGCAUAACUUCCAAAAUAUCUAAUCCGACUACUCGGAUGGAUGCUUCCUCGGUAGAAUUUAACGUUCCGCCUCAGAAGCCUUUAAAUUGCAAACCAUUAACUCCCUCUCAGAAAUACAGACUUCGUAAAGAGCAAUCGGAAAUGAAUUUAAGAAACAGCAUUAAAAGAAAAGAGAAAUUUUAUGAUAGUCAAGAACAAAUCCUCGAGUUACAAGAGGGAGACGUUGAUGAUUCAUUAAUCUGGAACGUUCCAAUGGCAUCAUACUCUACGAACUCCUUUUUAGCGUCUGCUAAGCCCAAUGAUAUGAAUAACUUGGCCGCCAAGAAUGACCUAUCAGAGUAUACUGGGGGUUUGAUGAAUGACAACUCCGACAACUCUGAUGCAAAGCAAAAUCAUAGGUACUCAAACAUUUCUUUUGCGAGUACAACGUCAAAUGCUUCAUUGUUAGACUUUAAUGAAAUGCCUACGUCUCCAAUUCCUGGUUUAAACAAAGUAUCUGACUUUCAGUUCAUUCAAGAUACAACCAAGAGUCUAGCUUCUGUUUAUUUGCAUUCUUCCAAUAGACUUUCAAGGACUAAGCUGUCCGAAAGAACCAAAUCCUCCGAUUUCUUGCCAAUUGAACUAAAAGAAGCUCAAAAUCAAGGUAUGGAAGAUUUGAUACUUGUCUCGGAGAACAAAUUAGAUGCAGUCAGCCACUCAAGACCAAGUUGGUUGCCACCCAAGGAUCGGCAGGAGAAAAAGCUACAUGAAAGACAAAUUAACAAAAGCAUGAGUGUUGCAUCCCUUGAUCAACUAGGCAAGAAUAAAGGCAAAGAAGAAAAACUUAUUAGAGACGAAACAAAUAAACAAAAAUAUGUGCUGUUGUUGGACAGAGAUAUAACAAGAAAUUCCUCUUUACAAAGCCUAGGUAAAAUGGUUUGGGAUACUCCAUUUAGUGACGAAACUAGGUCAUCAAUUUACAGCGAAAUUUUACAGAGCAAAACUAGGUUUAUUACCAAAAACUAUAUUCAACCAUUUAAUGAGCUACAAGAACUUUUAACAAAAAUGGGGGAUUUCCCUAAAAACAAAGAAAUUGAAAUAUCGCAGCUUAUCGAAACAAGUUUGAGGCGAAAAGUGAGCGGUUUACAUGAUAUAUCCCCUGAUUUGAUGCUUCUAUUGAAAAUAAAAUCUAUCUCGUCGCAGGGCAUAAUCACUGGUGAUGAACUGCUUUUCCACCAUUUCUUGGUGAGUGAAUCAUUCCAGAACUUGGGGCUGAACGAGAUUUGGAAUAUUGUUAAUUUAGUACAAAUGACAUGUUUCAAUGAUCUUUGUAAAGAAAAGUUCGACGCAAAGGUUUUAGAACGUAAGGGCGUCGUCGCUGGUUAUUUAUCGCAAAACGAUGAGUUCAAAGAUGAAUUCAAUACGGAAUGUAUUAACUCUACCACUUGGUGGAAUAUCCUGGAACGAAUUGAUCAUAAACUUUUCAUGUGGAUCAUGGAUAUUAUAGUAGUGAACAAUUCUCAGAGUUAUAAAAAUAGUCCAAUCAACGAAGAUGAGUUUGUCGACAGGGAUUGGGAAUAUUAUCGCUCUAAAAAAGUGGUAACAAAUUACAAGAUCUUAAUUUCAUUUGCUUUAAGUGUAUUGUUAAACUAUCAUUUUGGGUUCAGUGAUUUAAAGAGCCUUUGUAACGUGAAUGACCAGAGAUUCUGCAUUCCAGUAUUCAUCGAUGACGAGUUUGUAGACACAGAUACCGUAAAUGACGUGUUUGUUAAGAAAUGGGCGCAUUACUACAAGAAGUUUUAA
Messenger RNA from Saccharomyces paradoxus, 2559 nucleotides. RefSeq names its product Sbe22p (gene SBE22). NCBI's taxonomy places the organism in Eukaryota, Fungi, Ascomycota, Saccharomycetes, Saccharomycetales, Saccharomycetaceae. The record is from RefSeq and is a predicted model, not a curated record. The transcript has a single exon. The coding region runs from base 1 to 2559 and encodes 852 amino acids. Gene Ontology annotation, biological process: fungal-type cell wall organization.